This is a messenger RNA of Stegodyphus dumicola, 2087 nucleotides long. Its product is annotated as apoptosis-stimulating of p53 protein 2-like. The record is from RefSeq and is a predicted model, not a curated record. Lineage: Eukaryota; Metazoa; Arthropoda; Arachnida; Araneae; Eresidae. Gene Ontology annotation, molecular function: p53 binding. Gene Ontology annotation, cellular component: nucleus. Gene Ontology annotation, biological process: regulation of apoptotic process.
AGUUUUAUCUUCCAUUAGGAAAAUGAAAUAAUUGUUUCUAACAACUUGGAUGAAAGUAGUGAAAAGAAAUGUGGUGAUUGGACUGAUUCUACAAAUAAUAACAACAAUAGCCCCAUAUCUCAGGUUUCCGAUUCAGAACUUUCAAAUCAUUCGGGUCUUCAAAAGAACAAAGAGCAGUCAAAGCAUAUUAAUUCAGGUAUCAUUAAACCAGUUGUUCCUCCUAAACCAGCAUUACCAGUAAAACCUAUGUUAUCUCAGCGUCAAACUCAUAGUACUACCAAGGAUAAAAAUCUAGAUGAAAGAGAAUUAGUUAAUGUGGCCUUAUCUGUUCUUCAAAACAAAUCAUCUGAUCAAGAAAAAAAUGCAUUUAGCAACUACAGAGAAAGAUUGCUGUAUUACCAGUGUGUUCCUAGGUAUUCUAAAGAUGCUUGUCCAGAUCAGUCUUCAGCAAAAAGCAAAAUUGUUACAUAUUUUCCUAAGCCAUCUGAACCAAGUUCUCAACAGGAUACUAAAUCUAAUGAGAGUUUUGAUCAUAGUGAGAGUCCUAAACGUAAAGCUGCAUUUGGCCAGCUUCCCAUUAAGCCCAAACCUCUUACUAUAAGAAAAACACCUGGUUUAGAACCUCCAAAGUUAAAAGUUCAACCAGUUGUAAAUACAAACUUAAAUCGUAAAAUUAAUGAAUCUCAUCUUUUGUCAGCUCAUUUGAAAACAUCGAUAAGUCCGUCUUUUAUUUCAAAUUCUAUUGAAGACAGCUUUGUAGAAGACAAAUUAAAACCAGAGGAUGUUAAAGAUUUAGAUGAGCCACCUACUUCUGUUGAAAUACCACCUUUAAAAAGCUCUUCUGAGGAUAUUUCCCCUAAAACUGCUGAAAAAGAAGAGGUAAUAGAUAUUUGGCAACCAAUGCAGCCAGUCAUAGAAAAAGAAAUAAGUCCUGAAAAGUAUGAGCUGGGAGAAAUCUGUAAACUUGAAUCUACUAUAGGUUCUGAGAAACAAGAAACAGAUGAUGUGAUUACUGCAGAUGAAACAGAUGAUGCCAUUUCUCACAGUGCUGCUCUUCGUAGAAUAAAAAAAGGCAAUUUGAAGAGUGAAGGUUCAGUUCGCCAUUGCCGUAGAGUUAGUUUUGAUCCUCUUGCAUUACUAUUAGAUGCUGCUCUUGAGGGCGAGUUAGAAUUAGUUAAAAAAACUGCCAGUGAAGUUCCUAAUCCCAGUGCUGCUAAUGAUGAAGGAAUAACAGCUUUGCACAAUGCCAUAUGUGCUGGCCAUUUUGAUGUUGUGACUUUCCUUGUUGAAUUUGGUUGUGAUGUUAAUGCUCAAGACAGUGAUGGAUGGACUCCUCUUCAUUGUGCUGCAUCUUGUAAUAAUCUGCCAAUGGUGAAAUUUUUGGUUGAAAGAGGAGCUUGCAUUUUUGCUACUACUCUUAGUGAUCAUGAAACUGCUGCAGAAAAGUGUGAAGAGGAAGAUGAAGGUUUUGAUGGUUGUUCUGAGUAUUUAUAUAGUUUACAAGAGAAUUUGGGUGUUAUGAACAAUGGAAUUGUUUAUGCUGUUUAUGACUAUGAAGUUCAAAAUGCUGAUGAGCUCAGCUUCAAGGAUGGAGAUAUGUUAACAGUUUUAAGGAAAGGUGAUGAUGAAGAAAGUGAAUGGUGGUGGUCUCGCUUGUUAGAUGAAGAAGGCUAUGUACCUAGAAAUUUAUUAGGGCUAUAUCCACGUGUGACGAGUAGAAAAGCUUAAGAAGAUUUCUACAUAUUUAAGAAUCUCAAAUGUUUGUGCCUUUCAAGUGCCAUGAUCUUCGUAAAGACCUAGGAGUAUUGCAGAUAGUGCCAAACAGGCCCCUAGUUGUCAUUCCGAAUUUCAGCUUAUUGCCGUCCUUUUGACAUAUAUUAAAUUUUGUAGCAUUGCUGAAACUUUGCCAUCAUAUAUCGUACCUGUUUUCAAAUAUGUGCCUAAGUAUUGUUUUUUUUUUCUGUGUGCAUGUGUGUGUGUUUGUAAUUAUGUGCUAUGUUUAUGGAUGAUUGACCCAAUGAAAUUUGCCAUGUGUAAUAAAGUGCCUGAAAUUUUAAAUAAGACAAUAAAGUUUUUAAUGCAUCAUA